AUGGAUCCCAACAGCAACAACAACAACAACCGCAUGAACAUGAAUUACGGGUACAAUGACCGCAACUACAACGCGGCCAACAACCGCGCCUAUCCCACCACCCCCUCCGCUUUUCCUCAGCCGAUCUAUCAGACCCAGGGAGCUCAGGACUACGUUGACCCCUCCAACCCGGCCUAUGCCCCUGGGUAUUUCGUGGCCAGCCCCUACGCCCCGCAGGCCCAGUAUGCCCAGCAGCAGCAGCAACAGCAAUACGCACAGCAGCAGGCCCUGCAAUCGCCUCAGCCCGCCUACCAGACCCGCAUGGGCUAUGCCAACGAUGGCACCACCGGCCUGAUCCAGCAGUUCUCCAAUCAAGACCUCAACGCCAACCGCGGGGGCUUCUUCAACCGGGCGCCAUCCCCCGCUUCUCGCCCUCGCACUGCUGGUGGUGCUCCCGCUCAGGGCCAGUCGCAGGCCGCGCACUUGGCCCCUCCGGUCCCUCGCAGCCCUCGCCCGCCGGCGGAGAAUGAGGAGUUGCAACGAAUCCCUGAUCGUUACUCGGAGAAUGUGCACAAGCGGGGUAAGGCCGCAAAGGAGUUGGUGACGGUCUUCUUUCAUGAGAACAUUGAACGGGCCCGGGAUCGCAACAUGCGUUCCGUGGAUCUCGACAAGACCCUACAAGACUCGAAUGUCCCUGCCACCAAGAAGCGCCACGAGGCUGAAGGCAUCUCGAAGAGUGAAUCAGACUUCCUUCGGUUCCUCCGCACCAAGGAGACCCCGCAGAACUUCCAGACCAUCAAGAUUAUUGGCAAGGGUGCUUUCGGUGAAGUGAAACUGGUGCAGCGCAAGACGGACGGCAAGAUCUAUGCCCUCAAGUCGCUAAUCAAGACCGAGAUGUUCAAGAAGGACCAGCUGGCACACGUCCGUGCCGAGCGUGAUAUUCUGGCGGACUCGAAGGACAACCCAUGGCUGGUGAAGCUGCACGCCUCGUUCCAGGAUUCGGCGUACCUUUAUUUGCUCAUGGAGUUCUUGCCUGGUGGUGAUCUGAUGACUAUGCUCAUUAAGUAUGAAAUUUUCUCUGAAGACAUUACUCGGUUCUAUAUGGCUGAGGUGGUGAUGGCUAUUGAGGCGGUCCACAAACUUGGCUUCCUUCAUCGUGACAUCAAACCGGACAACAUUCUCCUUGAUCGUGGCGGUCACGUUAAGCUUACUGAUUUCGGUCUCUCAACCGGUGGUAAGAAGACCCACGACAACGCGUAUUACCAGAACCUCCUCAAGAACUCCACGUCAAAGGACCGGAACCGUAAUUCCGGCUACUUCAACGAUGCCAUCAACUUGACGGUCUCCAACCGUGGCCAGAUCAACACCUGGCGAAAGUCUCGUCGUGCCAUGGCGUACUCUACAGUCGGAACCCCAGACUAUAUCGCGCCUGAGAUCUUUAAUGGCCAAGGUUACACCUACCUGUGCGAUUGGUGGUCGGUGGGUGCCAUUAUGUUCGAGUGUCUCGUUGGCUGGCCUCCAUUCUGUGCCGAGGAUACCACCGAUACUUACCGUAAGAUCGUGAAUUGGCGCGAGUGCCUUUACUUCCCCGAUGAGCUGGUUCUCUCUCGUGAAUCUGAGUCAUUGAUCCGAAGCUUCCUGUGUGACCCCGAGCACCGAAUUGGUAGUGAAGGUGGCCAACAUGGUGGUGCAACCCAGAUCAAGAACCACCCAUUCUUCCGGGGCGUUGUGUGGGAGCAGCUGCGCAGCAUUCGUGCACCGUUCGAGCCCAGACUUAGCUCGAACAUUGACGUGUCGUACUUCCCGAUCGAUGAGAUUCCUCAAGAGGAUACUUCCGCCAUUCAUCGUGCUCAGGCUCGGGCCAUGCCAGAGUCCCAGGAAGCCGAGAUGAGCUUGCCCUUCAUCGGCUACACCUACAAGGCCUUCAACGCUUUCCAGAGCAAUUAA
Messenger RNA from Penicillium canariense, 1926 nucleotides. RefSeq names its product serine/threonine protein kinase CBK1. Bases 1 to 1926 code for a protein of 641 amino acids. The transcript is spliced from 4 exons. The record is from RefSeq and is a predicted model, not a curated record. Lineage: Eukaryota; Fungi; Ascomycota; Eurotiomycetes; Eurotiales; Aspergillaceae. Gene Ontology annotation, biological process: peptidyl-serine phosphorylation; intracellular signal transduction. Gene Ontology annotation, molecular function: ATP binding; protein serine/threonine kinase activity.